Patiria miniata (bat star) is the source of this 609-nucleotide messenger RNA. RefSeq lists its product as uncharacterized. Bases 1 to 609 code for a protein of 202 amino acids. The transcript has 2 exons. The record is from RefSeq and is a predicted model, not a curated record. Lineage: Eukaryota; Metazoa; Echinodermata; Asteroidea; Valvatida; Asterinidae.
AUGCACUGCCCCGACCUCAUCGCACAGGCUUCAGCUGCUAGCCCUGCUACAGAUGUUUCCUCAGACGCUCCAACCCUGGCUGAGGUACGCCGCGCUGUUAGAAAACCCAAGAACGGACGUGCUGCAGGACCUGAUGGUAUUCCCCCUGAACUGCUCAAGUGUGCAGCGGCCCCAAACAGCGCGGCCCUCCGUGAUCUCUUCCUCAGACCAUGUCCUGCUGUCUUGCUUGGAACCACUACUUACCCGUCACCGUCGCCCCCAUGCCAGCAGUCCGGCUUUGCAGGGCGCCAGUCAACUAUGGAUGCAAUGCUCGCCCUACGAAUUCUGUCGGACCUACACCGUGAGGUCAAGAUACCUCUCCAUGUUGCCUAUGUAGACAUCAAGGCAGCCUUCGACUCGGUAGAAUGGAAAGCUCUGUGGCGUACCCUGAAAGCUACCGGAGUCCCACCAUUCCUGCUUCACCUGAUCCAGGCCAUGCAUGAGGGUAUAGUACUUCCUCUGUGCAUGUCUGAGACGACAUCGCAACCCCCUUUCCCACCACCCCAGGCGUCCGUCAGGGCUGCAUUCUCGUCCCAUCUCUAUUCUGCUGUGCGAUCGACUGGAUAUUAA